UUUAGCAUCAAAGUUUCUCCACCUCUAGUAGCGUUUAUUUCGUGCGUGCAUUUUUUGCAAAUUGCAAUAAAAAAACACCUUUUUCUUCUGCUUAAAAAUGAAAAUGGACGUAGAUAACAAACCUGGCGAUGCUGGUGUUGAGCUAACCGAAGCGGAAAACGAACUCUACGAUCGACAGAUUCGACUUUGGGGCCUCGAGUCACAGAAACGACUUCGCACAGCAAACAUAUUAAUUUCGGGGCUGAAUGGACUCGGUGCCGAGAUUACCAAGAACAUAAUUUUGUCGGGCGUUAAUCUGGUGAAAUUGCAUGACGAUCAACUGGUCAGCGAGGCAGACUUUUGCUCACAAUUUCUGGCACCGCGCGAAUCCUUGGGCAGCAAUCGUGCCGAGGCUUCGUUGACACGAGCUCGCGCUCUCAAUCCGAUGGUGGAUAUAUCUGCCGACACGGAGCCGCUGAAGGCGAAGACCGCGGACUUCUUUCGCCAGUUCGAUGUGGUGGUCAUCAAUGGACAAAGCAACGAGGAAUUGUUGCGCAUCGAUGGAAUUUGUCGUGAAUUGGGCGUUCGAUUCUAUGCCACCGAUGUGUGGGGCAUGUUUGGCUUCUACUUUGCCAGUCUGCAAAAGCAUUCCUAUGUGGAGGACACCUUCAAAUAUAAACUCAUUUCGAAGCCAAACGAGAAGCAAAAGUUUGAAACUGUUGCGACGCCAGUACAACGUGAAGUCGAAUAUCCCGGUUACUCCUCGUGGAUCGAUUUUGAUUUGAAUGCUGCCACUUAUCAGCGCAAAUUGAAGAAGGAUGGUCCUGGCAUCAUUUUGCUGCGUGUGCUGCAAUCAUUCCGCAGUCAGCAUAACCGGGAUCCCAGCUACAAGACCAGAGAUGCAGACAUUGAAUUGCUGCAGAAGAUUCGUGAUGAACUGGCCCCCAACUCAGCGCUCUCCACCGAUGCACUUGGUUUGCUCUUUGCACAGAUUUCACCAGCUGCCGCUGUUGUUGGUGGCGUUGUGGCCCAAGAAGUGAUCAAGGUAGUGACCAAAAUGGAGGCGCCUCAUCGUAAUCUGUUCCUAUUCAAUCCGGAAACAUGCAUGGGAUAUGUUGAGUCAGUUGGCGUUAAUUAAAAUCUCGUAA
This is a messenger RNA of Drosophila nasuta, 1127 nucleotides long. It is a transcript of the gene Aos1, whose product is annotated as SUMO1 activating enzyme subunit 1. Lineage: Eukaryota; Metazoa; Arthropoda; Insecta; Diptera; Drosophilidae. Gene Ontology annotation, biological process: protein sumoylation. The transcript is spliced from 3 exons. Gene Ontology annotation, molecular function: SUMO activating enzyme activity. Bases 98 to 1117 code for a protein of 339 amino acids. The record is from RefSeq and is a predicted model, not a curated record. Gene Ontology annotation, cellular component: SUMO activating enzyme complex; cytoplasm.